AUGGCCCCAUCCAGUGGUGACCCUCAUUGUUACCGAUGGAGCUCCGUAUCCAGAACCCAGGGACACACUGCAACGGACUAUUCGUGCCUACAAGAAGCGUCCAAACAGGAUGCCCGCUCGCUCUUCUUGCUGUCUCAGGUUGGGGAUGACGUAGAAGCUACGCAGUUCCUGGAAACAAUAAGAGAGGAUAUUGACCUUGCAGACAUAAUCUUCUGUUCGCAAAGACUGGACGACCUUUACGGGAGCUCCCAGACCGCAUGCGAGGUUGACAAGCAGUAUGCUUCAUACCUCAUUGGGAUACUAGUAGCUGCCGUCGAAAAGUUUGUAUAA
Aspergillus calidoustus is the source of this 330-nucleotide messenger RNA. NCBI's taxonomy places the organism in Eukaryota, Fungi, Ascomycota, Eurotiomycetes, Eurotiales, Aspergillaceae. The record is from the annotation of a GenBank genome assembly.